This is a messenger RNA of Electrophorus electricus (electric eel), 1535 nucleotides long. RefSeq names its product cathepsin La (gene ctsla). The record is from RefSeq and is a predicted model, not a curated record. Gene Ontology annotation, molecular function: cysteine-type peptidase activity. Gene Ontology annotation, biological process: proteolysis. NCBI's taxonomy places the organism in Eukaryota, Metazoa, Chordata, Actinopteri, Gymnotiformes, Gymnotidae.
UUCACUGAGAUGGGCUCGAUAGUCGUGAAGGCAGGUUUAAGCCAAUCAGAAACGUGGAAUUGUACCCUUUGAAGUUAAGACUAUAAACGUGGUGGUGUUUCCAACAAGGUAUAUUUUUCGUCAAGUAUUUGCACGGAAAGGGUUAUUCGUCAUGAGGCCUUGUCUGGCGGUAUUCGCAAUGUGCUUUAGUGCAGCGUUUGCUGCACCAAGGCUGGACCGCGAGCUAGACCCUCACUGGGAGCAAUGGAAGGGUUGGCACAAUAAAAUGUACCAUGAGAAGGAAGAAGGCUGGAGAAGAAUGGUGUGGGAGAAGAACUUGAAGAAGAUUGAAUUGCACAACCUUGAACACUCAAUGGGCAAACACACUUAUCGCCUUGGAAUGAACCACUUUGGUGACAUGACCCAUGAGGAGUUCAGGCAGUCUGUGAAUGGCUACAAGCACACAAAGGAGAGAAGGCCCAGUGGGUCUCUCUUUAUGGAGCCCAACUUCAUGGUUCCCCCAGCCCAGCUGGACUGGAGGGAGAAAGGAUACGUUACCCCUGUCAAAGACCAGGGACAAUGCGGUUCCUGCUGGGCCUUCAGUACCACGGGCGCCAUGGAGGGACAGUUGGUCCGGAAAACUGGCAAGCUGGUGUCCCUGAGCGAGCAGAACCUGGUGGACUGCUCCCGACCCGAGGGUAAUGAGGGCUGCAAUGGCGGUCUGAUGGACCAGGCGUUUCAGUACAUCAAGGACAACGGUGGCCUGGACUCUGAGGAGUCCUACCCUUAUGUUGGAACCGAUGAUCAGCCCUGCCACUAUGAUCCCAAGUACAGUGUGGCUAAUGACACUGGCUUUGUGGACAUCGCCAGUGGAAAGGAGCAUGCUCUGAUGAAGGCAGUGGCUGCAGUCGGUCCAGUCUCUGUGGCCAUCGAUGCAGGACAUGAGUCCUUCCAGUUUUACCAGUCAGGCAUUUACUAUGAGAAGGACUGCAGCAGUGAAGAUCUGGACCACGGGGUCCUGUUGGUCGGCUAUGGUUUCGAGGGAGAAGAUGCAGUUGGCAAAAAGUACUGGAUCGUGAAGAACAGCUGGAGUGAGAAAUGGGGAGACCAGGGAUACGUCUACAUGGCCAAGGACCGACACAACCACUGUGGUAUUGCUACAGCUGCUAGCUACCCGCUGGUCUAACGAGAACACUCCCAUUCUGUCAAGAUGGGCUCAAGAGUACCAUGGUGUUGAGUGGUCCAGUCAUUCAGUUCACUACUGUGAGAUGUUCCUCACCGCUGCUCGAUAAAGAGCACUGGCAGUGCAAUGGAAAGCUAUUUGACUGUAGGAAAUGUAAUACAAUGCAACCUGUAAUGGGCUAGAGUGGCAAUGUAAGCCUUUGUGUACUGUAGGGUUUAUUUUUAAUGAAUUUUAGUGAAUUUAUGCAAUUGUUUUAUUGACUUUUGUUUUGGCUGCUUCAUGUAAAUACCUUUUUAAUUUUGCAGAGGUCAUUUGCCAAAUGUAAAAUGCUCUUUCCUACCUUCAUGAUCAAUUAAAGGAAGAUUGCAAUUUG